Molecule: messenger RNA, 2214 nt
Organism: Cucurbitaria berberidis CBS 394.84
Lineage: Eukaryota; Fungi; Ascomycota; Dothideomycetes; Pleosporales; Cucurbitariaceae
Product: dipeptidyl-peptidase III
Exons: 3
Coding region: 1-2112 (703 amino acids)
Biological process (GO): proteolysis
Cellular component (GO): cytoplasm
Molecular function (GO): metalloexopeptidase activity; dipeptidyl-peptidase activity
Source: RefSeq, a predicted model, not a curated record
AUGUCUGCCAAUAUAGAUUCCGAAACCCUCAAGCAGUAUUUGGCAGACAGCCCACCCACCGUCGUCCCCCUCGCCAUCAAACCCCACUUCGACGCCCUAUCCGACAAGGAGAAGCUCUACGCCCACCACAUCUCGAGAGCCUGCUUUGCGGGUACUCGCAUCGUCCUGCGCCAGGUCUCACCCGAAUCCGAACACAUCUAUGACUUCAUAGUCGCGCUACAUAGGCAUGCCAACGCUGACUACGCGGCACUUGCCAAAGAAGCAGGUCUCGCGCAGGACGAGAUUAAUGCAUACCUCGACUACGCGGCGCAGUUUCUAGGAAACAACGGCAACUACAAGUCCUUCGGAGACUCCAAGUUCGUCCCCCGUCUAGACCCUCGGCAGCUGAAGGCGCUGGCAACCGUGUCCAAGGAGACGCUAGGCCUAUACGACAAGUUCAAAGAUGCCAUAUACGCCGGCACGGAUGUAGCCAAGCUGCACCUGGGCUACCCCGGCGCAGGCCAUGUAUCGACAUACUACCCUGACAGCCCGGACAUUACAAAGGAGGAGAUUGCGCGUGUAAGCGACUUCCUCGAAAGCAAGGGUCUGCUACCAGAGAACACAAGAGUCAAGAAGACAGGUGAUGGCUUCGACGUCCUCAUCGCUUCAGCUUUAGACAGCCCAUCAUCCGAACAGCGGGACCUAAAGGAGAGUGAAUGGACGCUAGACGACGGCAAGAAGGUAAAGCUCGUCUUUGGCGACUAUUCGAAAGAGAUGGACACAAUUGCACACCAUAUUGAGCAAGCGAAAAAGCAUGCUGCAAACGACCACGAGGUCGAAAUGAUGGAAGAGUACGCGAAAAGCUUCAGGACUGGCUCAUUACAAGCUUUCAAGAAGAGCCAGAUGGCCUGGGUUCAAGAUAAGGGACCCGAAGUCGAGUCGGACAUUGGCUUCAUCGAGACAUACCGCGAUCCACACGGCAUUCGAGGCGAGUGGGAAGGCUUCGUUGCCAUGGUGAACAAGGAGCGGACGAAAGCUUUUGGGAAGCUGGUAGAAACCGCGCCAAAGUACAUUCCUUUAUUGCCCUGGGAUAAGUCUUUCGAAAAGGACAAGUUUCUCAGCCCAGAUUUCACCUCUCUGGAGGUUCUCACAUUCGCUGGCAGUGGCAUCCCGGCCGGUAUUAACAUCCCCAAUUAUGACGACAUUCGACAAAACUUUGGCUUCAAGAACGUCUCCCUCGGUAACAUCCUCUCCGCCAAAGCACCGAAUGAGGCUAUCCCCUUCAUUAAGGAGAAGGACCUCGCAACCUACCAGAAGUACCGCGACCCUGCCUUCGAAGUCCAGGUCGGCCUACACGAGCUCCUCGGCCAUGGCUGCGGCAAGCUUCUCCAAGAGACUGAACCCAACGUCUUCAAUUUCGACAAAGAGAAUCCUCCCAUCUCCCCUUUGUCCGGCAAGCCUAUCACCACCUGGUACAAGCCUGGUCAAACUUGGGGGUCAACUUUUGGCACCAUCGCCGCCUCGUACGAGGAAUGCCGUGCUGAAUGUGUAGCCAUGGCACUUUCCUGCGAGUUCCCUAUCCUGAAACUCUUUGGCUUCGGUGAUGGCACAGCCGAUGUCAACAGCGAGGCGGGCGAUGUGCUAUUCACAGCAUAUCUCCAGAUGGCACGCGCGGGUAUUGCUGCGCUCGAAUUCUGGGACCCCAAGAGCAGAAAGUGGGGUCAAGCGCAUAUGCAGGCCCGAUUUUCCAUCCUCCGCACCUUCCUCAACGCCGGCGUCGAGUUUUGCCAGCUCGAGUGGGAGAAGGAUGAUCUUUCCGACCUUACCAUUCGUCUGGAACGCGAUCGUAUCCUCGAUCUGGGCCGACCCGCCGUUGAUGACUACCUUCAAAAACUGCACAUUUACAAGGCUACCGCUGAUGUCAAGGCUGCUAAGAGGAUGUAUGAUGAAAUCACAGAUGUAGAGCCUUUCUACGAGAAUUUCGUCCGGCCGGCGGUGCUCAAACAGAAGACGCCGAGGAAGGUCUUUGUGCAGGCGAACACGGUGGAGAAGGAUGGCAAGGUAGAGUUGGUCGAGUAUGAGGCUACUACCAAGGGCAUGAUCCAGAGCUGUGCGGAGAGAGACUAUGUGUAAAUGACGAUGUGUAAAUGGACGCGACUACAUGAGUUGAACGUGGCCUUGGAAACGAGGUAGGACAUGGGCCAUGAAUGGACCGGUUCAAUUUCAAGCGUGCAG